Ananas comosus (pineapple) is the source of this 1360-nucleotide messenger RNA. RefSeq names its product malate dehydrogenase, cytoplasmic-like. Gene Ontology annotation, molecular function: L-malate dehydrogenase (NAD+) activity. Gene Ontology annotation, biological process: tricarboxylic acid cycle; malate metabolic process; oxaloacetate metabolic process. The transcript has 7 exons. Bases 115 to 1113 code for a protein of 332 amino acids. NCBI's taxonomy places the organism in Eukaryota, Viridiplantae, Streptophyta, Magnoliopsida, Poales, Bromeliaceae. The record is from RefSeq and is a predicted model, not a curated record.
UUUUUAUUCAUAAGUAAACCUUCUUCUUCUUCCUCCCCAUCCCAGUCUCUUCUCCUUUUUUCUUUCUCUCUCCUUCCGAGGUCGUCGCUCUGCUCUCUCUCUCUCUCUGCGUCAAUGGCGAAGGAUCCCGUACGAGUUCUCGUCACUGGAGCCGCAGGGCAAAUUGGAUAUGCACUUGUUCCUAUGAUUGCUCGAGGUGUUAUGCUGGGCCCCGACCAGCCUGUUAUUCUGCACAUGCUCGACAUUCCACCUGCUGCAGAAUCUCUUAAUGGGGUUAAGAUGGAGUUGGUUGAUGCGGCGUUUCCUCUUCUUAAGGGAGUUGUUGCAACAACUGAUGUCGUCGAGGCUUGUAAUGGGGUCAACAUAGCUGUGAUGGUCGGUGGAUUUCCUAGGAAGGAAGGAAUGGAAAGAAAGGAUGUUAUGUCAAAAAAUGUUGCAAUUUAUAAAUCCCAAGCCUCUGCCCUUGAACAGUAUGCAGCUAAAAAUUGCAAGGUGCUGGUUGUAGCAAAUCCUGCAAACACCAAUGCAUUGAUCUUGAAAGAGUUUGCUCCAUCCAUCCCGGAGAAAAACAUUACUUGCUUGACGCGGCUAGAUCAUAACAGGGCACUGGGUCAGAUUUCUGAGAGACUAAAUGUUCAGGUUAGUGAUGUGAAGAAUGCAAUCAUCUGGGGCAAUCACUCUUCAACUCAGUAUCCUGAUGUAAGCCAUGCAACCGUAAAAACUCCAAGUGGGGAAAAGCCUGUCCGUCAACUUGUCUCUGAUGAUGACUGGCUAAAGGGAGAGUUUAUCACAACGGUUCAACAACGUGGUGCUGCAAUCAUAAAAGCAAGAAAACUCUCCAGUGCUUUAUCUGCUGCAAGUGCUGCAUGUGAUCACAUUCAUGAUUGGGUGCUUGGGACACCUGAGGGUACAUGGGUUUCCAUGGGUGUGUACUCUGAUGGUUCAUACAAUGUGCCAGCUGGGCUUAUUUACUCUUACCCUGUUACAUGUCGUGAUGGGGAGUGGACGAUUGUUCAAGGUCUUUCCAUUGACGAAUUCUCGAGGAAGAAACUGGACGCGACUGCAGAGGAGUUGGCCGAGGAGAAGGCUCUAGCGUACUCUUGCCUCUCUUGAAUAUCUCCCUUCUGACAUCUUCAUGGAGUGGUUGAUCGCGCCUUUCUGGCUGUAAAAGGAUACAAGUUCCUUCAAAUUUUGAAUAAAGUUUUUGAAUAAAUCAAACUUGCUUCUGCUGAAGCUGUUGUUGUAUUUCUUGAAACUCUCUCUUUGUCGGUACUUGUUAGACUUGUGAUAAUCUUUCUGUUUAAUUUUCAUACCCUCUUUAAUGCAAUUGACUGCCUCAUUUGAUGCAGAAUUAGGAAUA